This is a messenger RNA of Sorex araneus (European shrew), 894 nucleotides long. It is a transcript of the gene NKX2-6, whose product is annotated as NK2 homeobox 6. Bases 1 to 894 code for a protein of 297 amino acids. Gene Ontology annotation, molecular function: RNA polymerase II cis-regulatory region sequence-specific DNA binding; DNA-binding transcription factor activity, RNA polymerase II-specific. The transcript is spliced from 2 exons. Gene Ontology annotation, cellular component: nucleus. NCBI's taxonomy places the organism in Eukaryota, Metazoa, Chordata, Mammalia, Eulipotyphla, Soricidae. The record is from RefSeq and is a predicted model, not a curated record. Gene Ontology annotation, biological process: cell differentiation; regulation of transcription by RNA polymerase II.
AUGCUUCUGAGCCCCGUCACCUCCACCCCCUUCUCGGUCAGUGACAUACUGAGACGCGAGCGCGAACCGUUUGGCGCCGAGGCCUGGCCACUCCGGGGCGCGCGAGGAAACCUGGAGAGUUCGCAGUAUCUGCCCCUGAACCCCGGUCUGGCGGAGUCGGAAGUUCAGAGCGCGGGUCACAGUGGCCACGAUGGCCACAGGAGCCAGGACGAGGCGGAGCCCUCCAGGGGUCCCUGUGAGACGAUCCCCGACGUGGACGAGGAGCGGAAAGGGAACUCCGAGCCCGGCCUCGGCGCGGCCCUGGCCCUCGGCGGCGGGACCCCGGUGCCAACCGGCGGCGCUGGCGACGGCGGCGACGGCCCCCAGCAGCCCCCGGCGCGGCCGCGGCGAAAGCCCCGCGUGCUCUUCUCGCAGGCGCAGGUGCUGGCGCUGGAGCGGCGCUUCAAGCAGCAGCGCUACCUGUCGGCGCCCGAGCGCGAGCACCUGGCCAGCGCGCUGCAGCUCACGUCCACGCAGGUCAAGAUCUGGUUCCAGAACCGGCGCUACAAGUGCAAGCGCCAGCGGCAGGACAAGUCCCUGGAACUGGCGGGCCACCCGCUAGCGCCUCGCCGGGUGGCGGUGCCGGUGCUGGUGCGGGACGGCAGGCCCUGCCUGGGCGCGGGCGCCGCCGCCUUCCCCGGGCCCUACGGCCCGCCCCCCGCGCCCUUCCCCUGCUACGGCGGCGGCUACGCGACCGCUCCCUGCGGCGCGGGCUACGGCGGCGGCUACGCGGGGGCGCCCCCCGGCUCGGCGCCGCCCGCGCCCCUGGCCGCCCUGGGUUUCCCGGGAGACGGCGCGAACGCCGGACCCCAGGGCCCUCUCCCCGCUGCGCUGCAGGGGGUCAGGGCCUGGUGA